Messenger RNA from Oreochromis aureus, 2339 nucleotides. RefSeq names its product nuclear factor 7, brain-like. Bases 291 to 1679 code for a protein of 462 amino acids. The record is from RefSeq and is a predicted model, not a curated record. Gene Ontology annotation, molecular function: zinc ion binding; protein binding. NCBI's taxonomy places the organism in Eukaryota, Metazoa, Chordata, Actinopteri, Cichliformes, Cichlidae. The transcript has 2 exons.
UAACAAACUGGUCAUGAUCAUACAAUCCUUGAAAUACACAUUAUGAAUGAAGCAACAUUAGUCAAAGGAAAGAAGCUCCGCCUCUCACGUCAUUCAAAUGCGACAAACCAGGAAACAGGAUGUUCUUCUUCCCUCAUAAAGAGAGACGCGCAGACGAUCAGACAGGUUUCAGACGAAACUAGCAGCUUCCUCUUAGUGAGUCCAGCUACAGGAGACAAAAGUGGAAAACUCCAACACUACUGCUUCAAGCUGCUGACGCUCCACACACUGAAUCUUCACUCACAGACUCAAUGGCUUCCAGAUCAGAGGAGGAUCUCUGCUGUCCGGUCUGUCAGCAGGUCUUCAGAGAUCCUGUUCUUCUGUCAUGUAGCCACAGCUUCUGUAAAGACUGUCUGAAGAGAUGGUGGAGAGAGAGACCAACACACGAGUGUCCAGUUUGUAAGGAAAUAUCAGUUUAUGAUCCACCUUUAAACCGAGCUUUAAAGAACCUGUGUGAGUCGUUCUUACAGGAGAGAGAUCAGAGAGCUUCAGAGGCUCUCUGCAGUCUGCACUCUGAGAAACUCAAACUCUUCUGUCUGGACCAUCAGCAGCCAGUGUGUGUCGUCUGCAGAGACUCAGAAAAACACACCAAUCACAGAUUCAGACCCAUCGAUGAAGCUGCACAACAACACAAGAAGGAACUUCAGGAAACUCUGGAGUACUUAAAGAAGAGGUUAAGAUUUUGUGAAGAAGCUCAAGUGAAGUUUGAUCAAACAGCAGAACACAUUAAGGUCCAGGCCCGACACACAGAGAGGCAGAUUAAGGAGCAGUUUAAGAAGCUUCACCAGUUUCUAGCAGAGGAAGAGGAGGCCAGGCUGGCUGCUCUGAGGGAGGAAGAGGAGCAGAAGACUGGGAUGAUGAAGGAGAAGAUGGAGGCUCUGAGCAGAGAGAUAGCAGCUCUUUCAGACACAGUCAGAGCCACAGAGGAAGAGCUGAGAGCUGAAGACGUCUCAUUCCUGCACAACUACAAGGCUGCAGUGGAAAGAGUCCAGCGCUGCCCCCUGCUGGAUGAUCCACAGCUGCCCUCAGGAGCUCUGAUAGACCAGGCCAAACACCUGGGCAACCUGACCUACAACAUCUGGAACAACAUGAAGGACAUGGUCUCCUACACUCCUCUCAUUCUGGACCCAAACACUGCUCAUCCACACCUCAUCCUGUCUGAAGAUCUGACCAGUGUGAGACGAGGAGGAGAAGAGAGGCAGCAGCUUCCUGAUAAUCCAGAGAGGUUUGAGAGUUAUGGCUCUGUCCUGGGCUCUGAGGGCUUUAACUCAGGGACUCACAGCUGGGAUGUCGAGGUUGGAGACAGUAAAGGGUGGGGACUGGGUGUGUCAGCAGAGUCUGUGCAGAGGAAGCAGCACAUAUGGGCUGGAUUAUGGGAAAUGGGGUUUGGUUCAGGUAAAUAUUCAGCAUGGUCACCAUCAUCGUUUACGGAUCUCUCAGUAGAGAAGAAGCUCCAGAGGAUCAGAGUGAAUCUGGACUGGAACAGAGGAAAGCUGUCGUUCUCUGAUCCUGAUACUAACACACACAUACACACCUUCACACACACUUUCACUCACAGGAUGUUUCCAUUCAUUGAAACUGAUGGUAAAGUGAAGGUGUUGCCGUUGAAGGUGUCAGUGUCAGUGAAGCAGAUGAGUUGAGGAUGAUGAUAUUUCUAAUGUUGUUUCCUGUCAGUGAAUUGAAGCUGUUAAACUGCAGCUGUCCUCCUGCUGCCCUGUUGGUCCAAAGCUCUUUGUUUCUCUUUUAGUUCUCUCUGUUUCUGCUGUCCACCUUUUCACAUACCAUGGUAAGAAAAAAAAGUGAAAGUAAGUGAAACAACUUCAAACACAAACUGACAUUAAGAAAAAAUUAAUCAGUGCCAUAGUUAUUCAAUGACAGUGAUUAAGUAUACAUGAAAGUACAGAAACUUUUCAACUCUCACAUUACCUUAAAUGUCAUGCAUCCAUGGAAGUUUCACUUCCUGUUUUUUCCAUAUCAUCUCCAGCUCUGCCGUCUUAUUUUAGAACUCUUCUAUCUUUGCAUGAUGUACAGUUUAAAAUAAUCAGUUUUUCUUGUAUGGGGCCCUGGUGCCAAGAAAUGCCAAGGAAAGGUGGGCAGGAGAAGUGAUGACGAACAAUGAAAAGAGAAAUGUGGUGCACUAAGACUCAACACCACAUUGCACUAGUCUCUUCAAAGUGUGAUGCCAGAUGUUUGACGUGUUAAAACUAAAAUGUUGAGAAGAUGUGCAUCUUACUUCACCACUUUUUCUCACCCUAUUGUUUCAUGUGUGUCAUUUAAAUAAGAACAGCAUGUGAAAAUUA